AUGUACCAAAAAUGUCGUCUGAUCCUGAUGAUACUUUCAAGUGCUACAACGUACAGUCAGUCUAACAGUAUCGCUAAUCUGCCGGAGAGAUGUACUUCUGAAUGUCUUCGAUCACUUACAUAUGUACUGCACGCAACCUUUGGAUUGAUGUUUCCUGACGAGGCAACAAAGGAUUACUACUUAGCAUGCUUUUUACGUUGCUCAGAAGACGGACCACGUAGAGCAUCUACUAACCGCUUGUGGCCCAGAACCUGA
Molecule: messenger RNA, 255 nt
Organism: Dicrocoelium dendriticum
Lineage: Eukaryota; Metazoa; Platyhelminthes; Trematoda; Plagiorchiida; Dicrocoeliidae
Source: the annotation of a GenBank genome assembly